AUGAAAAUGCGCACACGCAACCUGCUGGCUGUACUGGCGAUCACUCUACUCUUCACCGCUUGUGCCAGCGAAAAGCAAUUGGAAGAAAUCAUUCAACAAUCCAACGAAGAAGAAACUACAACUCUGGAAGAAUCUACCCAACCCGACGAACCAGUCGUCGCACUCCCCGGCUUGCCCGAUGAUGUGGCAGGUUACACACAAUGGCUUAAACUAAACGCAGAACCCAUCCCUCCUGCACCUGGCGGUGACCCGCACAACGGCACAAAAAACGUCCAUGUAAAUCAAACACGGGACACUAUCGCACCAAACGGGAUACAGCAGUUCCCAUAUCCAGAUGGAAGCAUCGUUGUAAAGGAGGCAUCCCGUCCUGGUAAGGAUUAUGUUGGGCUCAUCGCGAUUAUGCGGAAGAAAGCAGGUGCGGACCCCGAUCACAACGAUUGGCAGUUCAUUGAAUACGUCCGAAACGCACCAGAUGCUGAGUUCAGCGUUAUAGCGGAAGGUCGUAGCUGUUGGGGAUGCCACGCCGGAGUCAAAGAUAUUGAUUACGUUUUCACGGAACUUGACUAA
Molecule: messenger RNA, 567 nt
Organism: Geodia barretti
Lineage: Eukaryota; Metazoa; Porifera; Demospongiae; Tetractinellida; Geodiidae
Source: the annotation of a GenBank genome assembly